CUGUGCAAUGCGUAUGGAUUGUGGGUUCUACCAAUAUGAUCAAGAGUAAGACAUCACAAUCAUGAAUCGUGGUGUUGGGCUGUUCUGCAGAUAUAUAUACGGGAUUGUGCCCCCACUAGCAGGGGUGAAGAUUAAUAAUGCAUUUCGAGCUGAAUCAUGACUACUGACAAAGUCUCCGGAUAAUGAUGAUCCCCGGAGAUCGAAGAACCAGUAUCUUAGCCGUCCAGGCCACUGGAUUGUCAAACUGCUGGAAUGACGACAGAGCAGAGUGUCUACCGUCCAAUUCUCAGGAGGCGACGCGACAGCUUGUAUCGCCUUCCCGAAAAGGCAUAGCCCGAGAGACAGAUGAUCUGCAAUGACUAAGCCGAUAAGCGCAGGCCCGAUAAGCGGAUGACAUGAUGGCUUGCGCAUUCGGGUCGCUGCCUGUCAAGAGUCCUUCACCUCUCUCGCUCUCAUAGCGUGGACUCAUCGCAAAACACCAUUUCGCACUCAGUCAUCACAUUCAACAUCCCUCCAGGAUGGCUACAAAUUCUGAUGCUCUUCGCCCCGACCACGUGCUGUCACUUGCAGGAAGCGCUCUGCAGGGAGACGGCACUGCAGAAUCGAGUCUGAAAUCGGCGACCGAGGCCGUUGCUCUCAUCGGCCAUGCCUCCAUGGUCGCUGUCGGUUUUAAGCUGGUAGGACUAGGAGAAGAACACAGACUCUCCAGCUCCUCAGAUAGCCCCUCUUUGCCAUCGGAAUGGAACGUGAACGAUACCUUAGCCUUUCGAUACUCUCACCCGCAAUCCUCCAUGCAAUACCUACUUAAAGUGAAUCGACUGGGGAAUAAUGCCGUUAUCCUGGCGCUGGCGCUUGGGGAUGACAGAACUACGUCGUUCGACGUUGCCGCCAAGGAUUUCAUCUCCCCGUCCUCCCUCCCGAUCACAUCGGCCGAUCUCACCUCCGACCGUCUAAGCGAUGUCUUUAUCUCGUCCUCACGUCUGACCGAUCUUAUCGCUCUGUUCAAGAUCAACGUUAUCCAGAAACUCGCCCCCGGGGUAUACAAGGAAGGGUAUGAGCCUUCAAACAGCCAGGCCUCGCAGGAACCGCGGGGAGAACGGCCGCCGCCGCGAAAUCCCUUAGCAGAUGACCCGCUCCCUCAACCUGCUCGUCCUUAUCCUUUCGAUGAUCCCUUGGCGGCCGCUCCGCGUCGGCCGGUUCCCCCUGGUGACUUCGCCCCUCCCGGCUUCGAGGACGAGUUCGAGAUCCAGCGGCCUCCCCGAGGCUAUCACCCCGGAUUCGGCGGGAGAAAUCCGUUGAGUAUUGGCGAUCGGGAUUUAUACCCCCCUGGACUCGGUCCGCAUGACCCCUUGCGGGGUGGCGUUGGUCCGGGCUUGGGAGGCGGUGGAGGUGGCAUGCACCCUACAUUCGACGACCCUUUGUUUGGCGGUGGUGGACGAAGCCGAGGAUAUGACCCGCAAGCACCUCCCGGAGCUCGAUACGAUCCGGUCGGUCCGGGAGGAUCACCGUUUGGACGAGGGCGCGGACCUUUUGGUGGAAGCGGCGCCGGCGGAGGAUUUGGCGGAUUUGGCGGUGACAUCAUUUAGUUAGGCGCGCGGUUAGGAAAUUUGUUCGCCGGAGCAAGAAAAAGCACAGGGGCACAGUUUUACGAAUGGAUCAUGUUAAUAGCACUUAAGUUGUAUGAAUUAUGACCCGGAAUAUCUAUAAUUUCUAGUGACGAGAGAAUUCGUCUGGUCGAGUCUCCAGUUCGAUUUUAAAAGAAUUGUCGAACGGAUUGGCGGGGGAGUGUCAAGGAAUCGUGGGGAGAGCAGAACUUAAGGACAAGUUGUGGCGUUGGCCGGUGUGGCGCACGGCAGCCCAAAGGCGGCCAAAGCUACUCGGUCACUCCUCCCAACACAACUCUCCCUCUCCC
Molecule: messenger RNA, 1912 nt
Organism: Aspergillus melleus
Lineage: Eukaryota; Fungi; Ascomycota; Eurotiomycetes; Eurotiales; Aspergillaceae
Product: proteasome inhibitor PI31 family protein
Exons: 2
Coding region: 519-1586 (355 amino acids)
Biological process (GO): proteasome-mediated ubiquitin-dependent protein catabolic process
Molecular function (GO): proteasome binding; endopeptidase inhibitor activity
Source: RefSeq, a predicted model, not a curated record